GAAGCUACCUUGACGCAGGCGAAACGCUGCGUAAGUUGCGGUGAAAGGAUGAUAUGUUAUUUUUAACAGUAAGCGUUUAAACUUUCUGAACCACUGCAAGGAAAGGGGUUGGAGAAAGCCGCCUGGCCCCUUGCUGCCUGCCCCGAGGGCUGCCAGCGGACCGGGCGGACGAGCGGGAGACCAUGGACCUGAGCGAGAGACGGCCCAACAAGUGGUGGACGGAGACGGACACCUUCGCCAUGCUGGCGCUCAUCGAGGAGCUGGACCUGGUGCACGAGCUGGACAAGAAGCGGCAGCGCAACGACUCGCACUUCCGCCGGCUCCGCCACGGCCUGGCCAAGCGCGACAUCCACUUCACCGUCAACCAGAUCCGCAACCGCUGGAAGAGCCUCAAGCACAAGUAUCGCAAGAUCAAGACGGCGGGCUACCGGAGCCCCGCCGCCCGCCUGUCCGCCAUCGAGGCCUUCCGCUACUUCCGCAAGCUGGACCGCAUGCUGGCGGCAAGGAGGCCGCGGGCCGCGGGCCCGGGCGAGGCCACCGGGGGGAGCCACAACCUGGUGGUGCUCUCCACCUCCGACCUGGAGGACCACACCGACAGUGAUGUUCCUCAGUCUUGUAUGUCCACGUGUUGGCAGGACGCCCUCCCGGGACCAGAUGGGGACAGCGAGGAAAGCAAGGGCCCCCCGGAGGAGCCGGGGGACUUCAGGACGCCCCGCUGGGACGUUGGGACCGAGGAGGUGGUGACUUUGGGGCUGUCGGGGGAGUACCUCUACCCGGUGAAGGCGGAGCCGCACCUGCUGUCUUCCUUGCGCAGCCUAGAGGGCGCCAGAGAGCCACCCGGCUGUAGCCCGAGGGACUCGCCAGGCGUGUGUGAUGACAUCAGCAGCCUGAUCCUGCAGCAGCUGACCAUCCUGAACCAUCAGCUGGGGGAGCAGCUGGCGGAGCAGCGGGCCUUCCACUGCAGCAUGCUGGGGCUGAUGGACCGCCAAAUCGAGGUCCUCCAGCAGCUCUCCAACUCCACCCGCACGCCCCCCGCCAAGGAGGCGGCCGGCGUGGAGCGGGACGCCCCCGUCAGCCAGCAGGUGCACGAGGCCCUGGUUCGGGUCCUCCGGGGCGUGGAGCAGGCCCAGGCUCAGGGCCUGGCGGCGUGCCCGUCCAAAGCCCCGCCCUCCGAGCCCCUGGCCCCGCCCUCCUGGACCGUCUCCCUGCUGGAGGUCCACCGGGGGUCCCCGCCUCCCGCGGCCGGCAGCGAGGCCCCACCCCCCGCCACCGACCCCGCCCCCGCCCCCCCCCCAGCGGCCCCCGGACGAGGGCCGGCCCGACCCCCCCGGCGCCCCCCUCCCCGAACAGCUUCCCCCCUCGCGGGGGGGCGUCCUGCUAAAUGGCCUUUCAAUCCGGUGCCAGCACAACAAGCUUCUGGAAACGUUCCUUAG
Molecule: messenger RNA, 1433 nt
Organism: Anguilla anguilla (European eel)
Lineage: Eukaryota; Metazoa; Chordata; Actinopteri; Anguilliformes; Anguillidae
Exons: 5
Coding region: 183-1433 (416 amino acids)
Source: RefSeq, a predicted model, not a curated record